AUGGCUCUUACUAACCCUUUUAAUAAUGCUAACAAUAAUCUUCGUAGUGAUGGGAGCCAGUCUACACCAAUCUUAGGUCCUGAAUGGGAAGAUUUAGCCAGUACAGCGUGUAUUAUUCGUCGUCAAUUAGAAAAAAUGAAGAAGGAUUACCUUGCAUCUCAAAAGUUAUUUAAAAAUCAGAAAAAACGUUGUAUUGAAAAUGUUCUUAAAGAAAACAACGAUUUAACAGCUAUCUUAACAAAUACAAGAAUCAUCAAAUCUGUUUUAGAGAGUUCUUCAACAAUUUCAAUGACUACAUUAGCAGGAAUUCUUCGCUACGUUCAACCAAUGCUUUUUAGCAGCUACACCGAAAGUCAAGCUGUUGCUGUUAAUCUUCUAAAAAUCAUAAAAGAUCAGUACUGGAAAGAUAUUCUAAAAACAUGUAAAUUAGAAGUGGAUGAUUUUGCAGAUUUUAAAGAACAAGCACGUGUUAACAAUGCUAGAAAAGCAAAGGAUCUUCUUGCCAAUAUUGCUAUGAAUGCAACGGGUGUUAGAUUACAUUCUGCUUCAAAUGCUUAUAUCUUAAAUACAUUUAGUACUGUAUUUUUAACUCCAAAACCUAUGGAACAUUCUGAAGCAACCCCUGUCAUUGAAGAGGUUCAAAAUGUAUCUGUAAGAAGGAGAAUAUCAACACAUUUCCAUUUAAAAGGUCUUGGUUUAGCAUUUGAACCUGGAAAUCUUGAUCCAAUAGAAGUUGAUACAAAUUUUAUUGGUCAAAUUAAUGCACGAUAUGCUUGUAGUAUUAUUGUUGAUGUUGUUAAGGCAAAACAAUUUUCUGGUAAAGCUAUCCUUCUUGCUGGACCACCAGGAUCAGGAAAGACGGCAUUAGCAUAUGCUAUGACAAAAGAUUUAGGAGAUUCUGUACCUUUUAAUAUCAUGUCAGCUUCAGAUGUCUACUCAGCUGAAGUUAAAAAAACUGAAGUAUUAAUGGAACAUUUUAGAAAAAGUAUUGCUGUUCAAUUGAAAGAAAGAAAAAAGGUUUAUGAGGGUGAGGUUGUUUCUAUAACGCCUGUUGAAACUAAAAAUCCAGUUCAUAAUUUUGGAAAGACUUAUUCACAUGUAGUUAUAUGUCUUAAAGCUGGAAAAGGAUCUCGAACAUUGAAACUUGAUACAUCAAUUUAUGAAGAAAUAUUAAAAACUAAUUCUGGUAAUGUUAAAAGAAUGGGAAAAUGUGAUGACUACAGAGGUGAUUUUGAUAUUGAAACAGAUGAGUAUGUUCCUAGACCAAAGGGUGAUGUUAUCAAAGAGAAGGACAUUGUCCAACACGUCACUCUUCAUGAAUUGGAUGUUGCUAAUGCUAGACCAUCAAUGAAAAAUAGUCAACUAAUGAGUCUGUUGUCACAGAUUGGAAGAAAUAAAAUGACAGAAAUAACAGAACGCCUUCGUGACGAAGUUGAUAAGUCUGUAGAUCAACUAGUUAAGGAUGGAGUUGCUGAAAUAAUUCCUGGUGUUCUUUUUGUUGAUGAAGCUCACAUGCUUGACAAUGAGUGUUGUAGUUUUAUUCAUCGUGCAAUUGAAGAUGACAAAAGUCCACUUGUUGUGUUGGCUACUAAUCGAGGAAAGACAAAGAUGAUUGAUGCUAAUGAUCCAGGUUUUCAUGGUCUUCCUAAAGAUCUUCUUGAUCGACUUGUUAUCAUUCAAACAUCAAAUUAUUCACCAGAAGAGGUUACCAAAAUUGUAUCUAUUCGUGCAACAUCUGAGGGUAUCUUAUUGGAUAAAAGUGCACUUGAAGAAAUUUCUAAGAUCUCAUUAAAAACAUCACUUCGUUAUGUUUUGGGACUUCUAUCACCAUCACAAAUUAUUGCUCAAUUAUCUGGAAGAGAAAAUGUUACAGGUGAUGAUGUACUUCAAGCUUCUGAAUUGUUAUUAGAUUACAAAAGAAGCGCAGACUUAGCAAUAAAUAAUAGUAUGGCCGAUUGUAUGACCUAA
This is a messenger RNA of Strongyloides ratti, 1968 nucleotides long. RefSeq names its product RuvB-like 1. Gene Ontology annotation, cellular component: R2TP complex; Ino80 complex; NuA4 histone acetyltransferase complex. The record is from RefSeq and is a predicted model, not a curated record. Bases 1 to 1968 code for a protein of 655 amino acids. The transcript has 5 exons. NCBI's taxonomy places the organism in Eukaryota, Metazoa, Nematoda, Chromadorea, Rhabditida, Strongyloididae. Gene Ontology annotation, molecular function: DNA helicase activity; ATP hydrolysis activity; ATP binding. Gene Ontology annotation, biological process: box C/D snoRNP assembly; regulation of transcription by RNA polymerase II; chromatin remodeling.